Molecule: messenger RNA, 177 nt
Organism: Sclerotinia sclerotiorum 1980 UF-70
Lineage: Eukaryota; Fungi; Ascomycota; Leotiomycetes; Helotiales; Sclerotiniaceae
Exons: 1
Coding region: 1-177 (58 amino acids)
Cellular component (GO): oligosaccharyltransferase complex
Source: RefSeq, a predicted model, not a curated record
AUGAUCUCUGACGAUGAACUCUACCGCCUCGCCAUCUUCCUUGGCUCAGCCGCAAUGCUUCUAAUCGUCCUUUACCACAUUCUCGAAGUCAACUCUGCAGAAGAGCCCAAAUCAGACAACAAAGUUAGCUCAACUUCCACAUCUCAAGACAGCAAAGCAAACGUGGCAAAUAGAUGA